Messenger RNA from Schistosoma turkestanicum, 978 nucleotides. The record is from the annotation of a GenBank genome assembly. Lineage: Eukaryota; Metazoa; Platyhelminthes; Trematoda; Strigeidida; Schistosomatidae.
AUGACUUAUUUGGGGGGAGUUGGCUGUACCCUCAUUGGUUUGGGUCCUUGUUUAGUUCUUUUCGCAUGCACAGUCGCCAAUUGUCCUAUAAAAGUCAUUUUACUCACAGCCAGUGGAUUUUUCUGGUUGGUGUCAUUAUUCAUUACAUCUGUGAUAUGGUUUGUAGUUACUCCUCUGCGAGCCUACCUUGCAUUCGGAAUUCUCACUGGCGUGUUAAUUCAAGAAGUUUUACGGUUUUUAUUCUUUUUAUUGAUUAUCAAAGCUGAAUCUGGCCUUCAGUUGAUUGUAAAUGAUUCAACUACUACCACCUCAAGGCCUCUACAGCCUGUUGGUGAAAAUAACAACGAUAUCAUCAUUGAAAACAAUAGUAGUCAAGGAAGAGGAGAAGCCGAGAGAAAUGACGUUUCAAACUUAAUAAGAAAUAGGAAAAUCUUUAGUAGUAAUACUGUAAUAACAAACAACUAUGAUGAUAAUCAUCAUGCCGGUGACCGUAAUAUUGUAGAUGACAAUAAUAAUAGUAAAAAUAACAAAAACAUUGUACAAAUCGAUCAUCUUACGGUCGCUUAUGUCUCUGGUUUAGGAUAUGGUUUAAUGAGUAGUAUCAUUCAAUUAUUACGUAUACUUAUCGAUUCUUAUGGCCCUGGAAUAAUGAUGUAUUCAACAUCGGAUCCAAAGACAUUCUUUCUGCUUCCAUCGUGUCAAUGUAUGUGCAUAUCAAUGCUUCAAGUGUUUUGGUCUCUAAUUCUGUUUGCUGCGUUUGUACAACGUGCAUAUGGUCAAAUUACCCUUGUAUACUUUAUGCAUUUUGGGCUAGCUGGCAUGUCGUUGGUCAAUACCUUUUCAUCACCUUGCCCGGAAAUCGUCUGCACAGCAUACAUGAUUUGUCUUAUCGGAAUGAUCAUAUUCGCUUAUUGUCGAUUCCGUACAGAAUUAGUCACUAAUCAGGAAAGAAUCAAUACUGUCAAUUGUACUAACUGA